CACCAAUAAGGUCAACAGCCCUUUUCUUCUGCUCGAAGACAGCCUUUCUCUCCCUCUUAUCAUUUUCCAUUACUCAGCUCGUACUUAUAAAAAAGUCUCUUCAUUUACUUGUUCAUUCAUUCAAAAGAUGGGACUAUUCUCCAAGCAAAGUGCCAUCACCACCCAAAUUGAUGUCAUCACGGGCUUAGCAUCCAUUACGAACUGGGACCAAGUUGUUGUCCUCUGUGAGACUGUCAAUGCUAAAGACGAUGGAGCCAAAGAAGCGUCCAAGGCUUUGCGGAAGAAGUUGCGUUUAGGAAGGCCACAGCAGCAAAUGAACGCCAUUACAUUGAUCCAAGCCAUGGUUGAUGGCUGCGGGUCAAAGUUCAAAGCCCAAUUAGCGACCUCCAAGUUUGCUGAAGAUAUUGAGACUGUGAUCAUUGCAGAUGCCACUGAUGCUAAUGUGAAGAUUCGCCUCAUGGAGCGUCUGGAGGAUUGGUCUGUGACAUUUGCCACAGAUCCAGGUCUUGUCAUCAUCCCACAGCUUUAUUACAUGCUCAUUAAGAACAACACUCCACGAAGUAACAAUAGUCGGCAAGGCCCUCCUUCACCGACGCGUGCUCCCAUCACCCCAGAACAGCAAAUGAGACAGAUGGCACAGGAUAUUGAACUUGCAAGAAAUAAUGCACAUAUGUUAAUUGAGGCCGUUUCAUUCGCAGAUCCUGAGCUGGAGGCCAUCGAAGAGAAUGAAUUAAUCAAGGAAUUCCACUCCAAAUGUUUAACUCUCCAGCGCGGAAUCCAGCAAUAUUUGUCCGAAAUGACCGAGUCAGCAAAUCCUAAUGAGCAAUGGCUAACAUCACUUCUGGCCUGCAAUCAGGAGUUAGUCCAAGCUUUCACUGCAUACAACCAAAUGAUGGAGCGUCAGCACAUGAAUAAGGUCACGAAAGUGUCGGCGAUGACGGACGUUGUACCUAACCGGAGCCCUGAGAACGCACCCAGAAGCUCUCAAGAUUAUCAACAGGACUUGAUGUCGUUCAACGAUAUUGAUGCCGCUGGGGUUGGCAAAGGGCGCAGCAACAGCUAUGAAUACAAUAAUGGCAAUGGAGCUUCAGUUAGUAAUGGCAAGGGUGCUCCUACCAGUUACAAUGGACCAUCAACACAUGCAUCCUCAACAGAUCCUUUCUCGGACGAACCCUAUUUUGUUACUGGGCCUGUAGAUGUUGCUACAGCAGUAAAGAUGGGAAAAAGAGCGGAUAAUCAGGACAAGAUUUUUGAUGCAUCAGCCUAUUUUCGACAACAGCAACUGGAACAGGAGCAACUUCAGGCACUGAAGGAAAGCCAGCGUAUCCUUCACGAGCAGCAGCAGCAGCAACAGAGUGAUAGUGGAUCUAGCCAAACCGCAACAAGUAGCUCAAUCCCUGUAUCGACACUCCAUUGAAAAUUCUAUCAACUUAUUAGUCGAAUUGCCUUUUUUUUUUUUUUU
Messenger RNA from Lobosporangium transversale, 1462 nucleotides. RefSeq lists its product as hypothetical. The coding region runs from base 128 to 1417 and encodes 429 amino acids. The record is from RefSeq and is a predicted model, not a curated record. Gene Ontology annotation, cellular component: actin cortical patch. Gene Ontology annotation, molecular function: ubiquitin binding; phosphatidylinositol binding. NCBI's taxonomy places the organism in Eukaryota, Fungi, Mortierellomycota, Mortierellomycetes, Mortierellales, Mortierellaceae. The transcript is spliced from 11 exons. Gene Ontology annotation, biological process: endocytosis; actin filament organization; actin cortical patch localization.